This is a messenger RNA of Leptosomus discolor (cuckoo roller), 1536 nucleotides long. Lineage: Eukaryota; Metazoa; Chordata; Aves; Leptosomiformes; Leptosomidae. The record is from RefSeq and is a predicted model, not a curated record.
AUUUGUGAUAAAGAAUGGCAUUACUAUGUUGUCAAUGUUGAGUUUCCCGUUGUUACGUUAUACAUGGAUGGAACAACAUACGAACCUUACCUUGUGACCAAUGAUUGGCCUAUCCACCCUUCACACAUAGCCAUGCAGCUGACAGUUGGUGCUUGUUGGCAAGGAGGUGAAGUCACCAAGCCCAGAUUUGCUCAGUAUUUCCAUGGCAGCCUGGCCAGUCUUACUAUCCGGCCAGGCAAAAUUGAGAGUCAGAAAGUGAUUUCCUGUUUGCAGGCCUGCAAGGAAGGUCUGGAUAUUAAUUCUCUUGAGAGCCUUGGCCAAGGGAUAAAGUAUCACUUCAACCCUUCCCAGUCAGUCCUUGUCAUGGAAGGAGAUGACAUUGAGAAUAUAAAUCAGGCUCUCCGAAAGGUCUCAUACAUCAACUCUAGACAGUUUCCUACUGCAGGCGUACGACGUCUAAAAGUCUCAUCUAAAGUCCAAUGUUUUGGUGAAGAUGUCUGCAUUAGUAUCCCAGAUAUAGAUGCGUAUGUAAUGGUGUUUCAGGCCAAUGAGCCCAAGAUUACAAUAAGUGGGAUGGACCACUUUGCUAGACCAGCCGCACAAUUCGAAAGUGAGAGAGGUGUUAUUUUGUUACCUGACAUCAGGAUUGUCAGCACAGUCGCUAAAAUGAAGCAUCCAGUGGACUUAAAAGAACAUGACAGAGCCAAUAAGCCAGUGGCAUUAGAGGAAAUGCUCCACAAUUUGGAUUUCUGUGAUAUUUUGGUCAUUGGUGCAGAACUAGAUCCGGAACAAGAGUGUUUAGAACUAGAUCAUGUGGAGCUUCAAGGAAAACAUCUAGAUGCCACAAAUUCCACAGCAGGAUAUUCAAUCUAUGGUGUGGACAGCAUGCACACCUAUGAACAGGCUCUUCGGCAGAUUCGAUAUCGUAACUGGCACACUUCUGACACCUUUGACAGAAAGUUCAGAGUCAAGUGCUCGGAGCUAAAUGGACAUUACACUAGCAACGAAUUUAACUUGGAGGUUAAUAUUCUACACAGCUCCAACUCCAACUUCAUGGACCAUGUAAAUCAUAUGAUAGUACAGCCACAAUUUCUCCAACCUGUUCACCACCCAGAGGGAAGCACAAGUGCUGUUCACAACUCAGUUGUUCCAAGUGUGGCUACUAUCAUUAUCAUAAUCUGUGUGGGCAUACUAAUUUUCAUCGUAACCCUGGGGGUCUAUCGAAUUCGGACAGCUCAUCAGCACAGCUCUGCAGACACCGAAGGAAGUAAAGAAAAUGAAAUGGAUUGGGAUGAUUCUGCUCUGACUAUUACUGUCAACCCCAUGGAGAAAUAUGAAAAGCCUCACCAGACAGAAGAAGAGAGUGAGGAAGAAGACCUAGAAGACGAAGAGGAAGACACAACCAGUGCUGACUCAGAUGAAAGUGAAGAGGAGGAGGAAGAGGAAGAAGAGGAAGAGAUUGUCCAAAAGGGAGACAAACAGAAUGCCACCAGGCAAGAGCAGUUGGAGUGGGAUGACUCAACACUCCCAUACUAA